CGGAUGCGCUGCCAAUUCUUGGAAGGGCUCACUGAUGAAAAACCCCUGAGCCUGACCACCUGGAGGAAAGGCUCACCGUUCCCAUGUGUGAUAAGGGCCAGGAGAUUCCACAGGUCAGGUAGUUCCCCCGCCUCCCUGGCGUUUUGUGGUCACCAUUAAUCAUUUCCUCUAACUGUGUAUAUAAGAGCUCUUUUGCCAGUGAGCCCAGUGCUCAGAGAGAAAGGCUAAAGUCCUCAGGAGGAUGUGGCUGCAGAACCUGCUUUUCCUGGGCACUGUGGUCUGCAGCAUCUCUGCACCCACCAGCUUACCCAGACCUGUCACUCGACCCUCUCGGCACGUGGAUGCCAUCCAAGAGGCCCUGAGCCUUCUGAACAAAAGUAGUGAUGAGACUGCUGUGAUGAAUGAAUCAGUAAAAGUCGUCUCUGGAAUGUUUGACCGCCAGGAGCCGACAUGCCUGCAGACGCGCCUACAGCUGUACAGUGAAGGCCUACGGGGCAGCCUCAUCAGCCUCAAGCAACCCUUAAACCUGAUGGCCGACCACUACAAGGAGCACUGCCUUGAAACCCCGGAAACUCCCUGUGCAACCCAGACUAUCACCUUCAGGAAUUUCAAAGAAAACCUGAAGGAAUUUCUGUUCAACAUCCCCUUUGACUGCUGGCAGCCAGAAACAACAGAGGCCGGUCCAAACAGGAGCCAGCCCUGAGAGUGUAGUUCCCGAACCACUGCACUCCUACCCACGGACUGCUGAAACUCAGGAUCUUCAUCUUCGAGGGACCACAGGGCGGGCCAGGGCCGGGGUGAGGGGCACGGACUUGCUCUGGGCCAUGCUGCCCUUGUUACCAGCUUCGUAUAUGGGGAAUGGGGAACAUUGUACAUUGGCAGGGAUCAGUAAUAUUUAUUUAUAUAUUUAUGUAUUUUAAUAUUUAUUUAUUUAUUUAUUUAAGGACAUAUUCUCUAUUUAUUCAAGAUGUUUUGCCAUAAUAAUACAUUAUUAAAAGCCCAUUCUUAUUUG
Messenger RNA from Mustela lutreola (European mink), 1012 nucleotides. RefSeq names its product colony stimulating factor 2 (gene CSF2). Bases 242 to 703 code for a protein of 153 amino acids. The record is from RefSeq and is a predicted model, not a curated record. NCBI's taxonomy places the organism in Eukaryota, Metazoa, Chordata, Mammalia, Carnivora, Mustelidae. The transcript is spliced from 4 exons. Gene Ontology annotation, molecular function: cytokine activity; granulocyte macrophage colony-stimulating factor receptor binding; growth factor activity. Gene Ontology annotation, biological process: immune response; myeloid cell differentiation. Gene Ontology annotation, cellular component: extracellular region.